Linderina pennispora is the source of this 603-nucleotide messenger RNA. RefSeq lists its product as uncharacterized. The transcript has a single exon. NCBI's taxonomy places the organism in Eukaryota, Fungi, Kickxellomycota, Kickxellomycetes, Kickxellales, Kickxellaceae. Bases 1 to 603 code for a protein of 200 amino acids. The record is from RefSeq and is a predicted model, not a curated record.
AUGUAUCCGCCGCAGCCCCCCAACUACGACGCCGCGACCGUCGAACAGGUACGCCAGGAGCGCAUCCGCGCGAUCAAGCGUCGCUACAAUAUCUCGCUGGGCCUGCAAAUCGCGUUCACGGGCGUGUUUGCCGCGCUCCUCGGGUACUACAUCUGGCGGGACCGCGACAACCGGCGGCGCACGGACAGCUCUAACCUCGUGUACUACAACAGCAACUGGUUCUCAUGGUACAUCGGCCUGCUGAUUGCCUUGCUGGUAAUCGACCUGCUCUGCAUCUUCUUCACCUUCCGCAACCGCAAGCGGGCGCUGGCGUGGCUGACCAAUCCGAACACGCCGCCGCACAUGAUCAUGGCGGGCAUGAACCCCCAGUCAGACUACGCCGAGGUCGUCGUUAUUCAGCAGCCGGUCGGCUAUGCUCAGCCCGUGUACCAGAACUACCAGCAGCCGCCGCCAAUGUACUCGCAGGCGCCUGGCCAGCAGCAGCAAGGCGGAUUUUAUAUGCCUCCGGCGGGCCCCCCACCUGUCCACCCGGGGAGCUCUGCCGGCGACAACAACAACAACAGCAACGGCGCCCGCGGUCACUUGGAGAAGCCGCUGAUUUAG